UUGAAGACCAGGCCAGGUGUAGAUAUCUGAAGUAUGAUUCCAGAAAAACAUGAUUUAAUUAUAAGCAUGUGUUGAUGGUCCUCAGGUAUCUUCAGGAUCAACGAGAGGAAGCGCUGUCACUUUUAAACCAAUCAGAGGAGACCAUCAGGGAGCGUCAUGGUGAUGAGAGUGAGAGGCGGCUCAUUGUGACGUAUGGAGACAUGGCCUGGCUGAAAUAUCAUGCUGGAGACUUUGCACAGUCACAAAGCUACUGUCAGAAAGUCGAGGACAUACUGGUGAAGUAUCCCACUGGUUCAUCAGCAAGUCUCCUUCCAGAGGUCUACGGAGAACAAGCCUGGACCUACCUCAAGUUGUCAAAAUCUUACUACUUAAAAGCCGUUGACAGUUUUCGUAAAGCACUUGAGAUACAGACUGAUGACAUUGAGUGGAAUGCUGGUUACGCCAUUGCCCUCUAUCGCACGGAAGAGUGGGUUUUAGAAAACUUACAGGAAACUGAAGAGCCUCCAUCCAUCAAACAGCUUCACUUUGCCCUGGAGCUCAACCCCGAUGAUGCUGUUCUGCAGUCCAUGCUGGCCGUGAAGCUCGGAGCCUAUAAGAAAUACGAAGAGGCUGAGUGUCUGCUGAAGAAAGCACUGAAAACUGAUCCUGAUAACCCUCAUGUCAGCCGCUACGUAGGAAAAUACUUUCGUAAUCAUCAUCAACUGGACGAGUCUAUUGAUAUGUUGGAGCGAGCGUUGAAGAGAACCACCCAGUCAUCUUUCAUCCACCACCAGCUGGCGCUGUGCUACAAGAGGAAGAAGAUUGCUGAGCAGAGCCGCAAGCCCUUCAGCAACCAAAGAGAGGUGCGGUACUGGAGGCGUAGUUGUAUUCGUGAAUUUGAAAUGGCUGUUAAGAUAAAGCCGUCCUUUCAUCUCGCAUGGGCUGACCUGGCACUGCUGUAUGCAGAGGAAAGGAAUUUAAGAAGGGCAGAGGAGAUUUUCCAGCAGUGCUUGUUGAAGUUACCAGAGUGUGAUGAAAGCCUUUCUCAAGCUAUCCAUCAGCGCUAUGGUGACUUUCAUUACCAUCACAACAGAAAUGAAGCUCAAGCCAUCGUUCACUACACCAAGGGUCUCCUGAUACCACUGAAGAAAUAUGAGAAGAAAGUCUGUGCUAAGAAACUCAAGAAGAUCGCUGAGAGACGUCUGUCAAGGAAUCCGGGUGAUGGCGAGGCUCUCGCUCUGCUGGGUCAGGUGGCCAGAGCUCAGGGCAACAGGAAGAAAGCUGCUGAGUUUUAUGAGGAAGCUCUGAACUGUGACAAGGACAAUGAAGAGUACCUGUCUGCUCUGUGCGAGCUGCGCCUGGAGCUGCAGUGAUCAUCCUCUGAUUAAUCAUGAUCAAUGCACCGCUGUUACAUCAUACUUCAGCCCGCUGAAUGUGGACUUGAUCCAUGUGCUUUCAGAACUGCACAACCUUAACAAAUGGGCCCUUCAUACCUUUCUGUUAGGUAUUAAAUUAUAAACCAUGAAGAAGUUUAUGUCCAGGUCUCUGCUCAGAUACACUUUUACAUAUUAAUUUAAACUGUUACAAAGAAAACGAUUUCUGUUGAUUUUAAUAAAAAUGAAGCUAGCAGGGUUCAAA
Neolamprologus brichardi is the source of this 1617-nucleotide messenger RNA. The record is from RefSeq and is a predicted model, not a curated record. NCBI's taxonomy places the organism in Eukaryota, Metazoa, Chordata, Actinopteri, Cichliformes, Cichlidae.